This is a messenger RNA of Sclerotinia sclerotiorum 1980 UF-70, 1587 nucleotides long. RefSeq lists its product as hypothetical. The record is from RefSeq and is a predicted model, not a curated record. The transcript is spliced from 4 exons. Gene Ontology annotation, molecular function: steroid hydroxylase activity; iron ion binding; oxidoreductase activity, acting on paired donors, with incorporation or reduction of molecular oxygen. NCBI's taxonomy places the organism in Eukaryota, Fungi, Ascomycota, Leotiomycetes, Helotiales, Sclerotiniaceae. Bases 1 to 1587 code for a protein of 528 amino acids.
AUGUUUCUCAACCCCGCUUGGAGAUUUAUAUCUACAAGUGAAUAUCAACCUUACUUUCUUGCUGCGGCUGUAUUCAGCGUUUGGCUUUUAUCAUGGCGUUUGUGGAGAUUUACCAUUCGACCAUAUCUUAGACCGCAAGACCCUAUUGAACUUCCCUACUGGGUACCAUUUCUGGGACACAGUCUUAGUUUCUUCCAAAACUCUGAUAGUUUGAUCGAGCGUGGCUUGGAUUAUACUGGUCGCACUCACGAACCUUUCGCAAUUCAAGUGGCUUCAAAACUGUUCUACAUUGUUACAGGGCCUCGGGAUGUCGCAGAAGUCUACAGAAAUGUAGCCACUCUAAGUUGGGAUGGUCACUUGUCUCAAAUUCUUUCUAACUUUGGCUUCACUGGUAAAGCGUUAAAGUUGGCCUGGCAUGUUCCCAUUCCUGGAGACAAAUGCUAUAUGCAUAAGAAUCCUGUCAACCCUAAGCAACUAUCUCUGGUUAAGCUCAUCGAGGAAGUUUAUAUUGCCCAGUUGCUUCCUGGUGUACACAUGACUGAAAUGUCCGAGAAAUUCAUCGUUUCCCUCAAGGACACCCUCCAACCACCAAAGAUGGACUUUUGUACGUUGAGUAGAAAUGGUCUCACUCGCCGUGUCUCAUUAAAAGCUCUUUGCCGAUCUACCCUCGUUGAAGCUGCAACAUUUUCCAUGUUCGACAAAGCCCUCCAUAAGCUCAAUCCAAACAUUGUGGAAAACAUGUUGGACUUCAACGAUAGUGCUUGGAUGGUUUUCUUCGGCCUUCCAGAAAUAUUCUCUGCCAAAGUAGCCAACGCUCGCAAAACAAUGCAGAAGACGAUGGCAGAAUUUGCUCGUCUUCCGGAAAACGAGCGUGCUGGUCAAGCUUGGGGAAUUGGAACGAUUCUUAAAGCACAAGAGAUCGUUGGCAUUGAUAUCGAAAGCAGAGCUUGCAUGCUUUUAUUGAUUUACUGGGCUGCAAAUUCAAACGAGUACAAUAUCUCAUUCUGGCUUAUUGCACAUCUCGUUUACAACGUACCUCUUAUGGAGCGAGUUCGCGACGAAUUAGAAGCAGGCUGGAAAGACGGUGGCCUUGACAUCAAAUAUCUCUGUGCCAAUUCUCCUAACCUUGAUGGCGCAUUCCAAGAAUCGCUACGUUUGAACGGAGGUGCAAUGAUGAGUCGCCAAGUCAAGCAGCCUACUAUGAUUGGUAACAAAUUAAUGCAACCUGGAUCCAAUGUGCUCAUGCCAUCUCGUCAACUACACAUGAACGAGAGUGUUUGGGGUAAAGAUUACAAAAACUUUGAUGCAGAGAGAUUCGUUAGAGACAAGGGCUUGCUAAAGCAUUCUUCUUACCGACCAUUUGGUGGCGGAAUUAGCUACUGCCCUGGACGCGUCAUGGCUAAAGAGCAGGUUUACGCUUUUGUUGCUAUUAUUUUCAGACGCUUUGAUGUCAAGCUGGCGCCUGGAAUUAAUGGAAAGUUUCCAGUCUUGGAUGAAAGCACUCCUUCCCUUGGAAUUACGGGUCCAGUCAAAAGCAUGGAUGUGUUCAUGGAUUUGACGGAAAGAGAGAAGUAUAACCAAUAUUGA